Molecule: messenger RNA, 330 nt
Organism: Ostreobium quekettii
Lineage: Eukaryota; Viridiplantae; Chlorophyta; Ulvophyceae; Bryopsidales; Ostreobiaceae
Source: the annotation of a GenBank genome assembly
AUGCAUGCUGAGGAAUCCCCAGCUGUUGAAGUUUCUUACCGGUACAGAAGUACCGCUGCUGGCAUGCGGCGCUGCGGGAGAUUGGGCGAACGGGGCGCGUCGCCAAGGUGCUGCGGAAGUGUGUCGGAUAGUGCUAUGCCGGUGCUGCUUAUCGCUGGGCGUCAGGAUCCCGAUCCUGAGACCCGCCCGCAGUACAUCGGCAAGCGGGCUGCAGGUGCGCGCAGCACUUGGGACGAAAGUCCGGCUUCAGGGACCAAAGAGUGCGCGCCGGGGCGCGAACGGACCCACACGUGUCUGGCUGCUGGAAGUGGCCUCGCUCUUUGCUUUUGA